CAGCGCUUCAGUUUGCGCCCACGUUCAGUGUUUACGCUCCCACCUCUUAGAGACAGACCAAGGCCUUCUAACAACUACGCCGGUGCCACUUGCUCUGAAUCGACUAAGAAACGCCGGUCGUCUUCCCUCCAGAUUGCGCGUAUAGAAGACGAAGGAACUUGGGAAACCGAAAAUGCCCAAAGCAAACAAGCGCGACAGGUUUGCCGAACUGCGCGCUCUGCGGCAGGCGGGCAAGAAGAAGUUCGACACGUACGAAGUUGCCGAGGUCGAGGAUCUGUACGAGGAGGUUGACGAGAACCAAUACAAGAAGAUUGUGCGGGACCGCCUCAACCAGGAUGACUUUGUCGUUGACGACAACGGCGAAGGAUACGCGGACGACGGUCGUGAGGAGUGGGACCGCGUGCACGCAUACGAGUCCGAGAGCGAUGAUGCCGGGCCGGUGCGUGGGAAGGAGCGCAAGUCCAAGAAACAACAACGUGAGGAGGAGCAGGCAAAGAAAGACGCCAAUGACCGAGACAUCUCCGAGUACUUCACAAAGGGGGCAGCGAAAGUACAGCCGAAACCCAAGAUGAUCAAGACGGAAGAGGACGACAAGUUCCUUGAAGACCUCCUCGGCGAGGUCGACUCCAAUGUUCCCGUCCCGCUCCCCCGGGUGCCCAAAAAGAGAGACAGAUCGGUCGAGAGGAGAAGACCUCGCGCCUUAUCCCCGCCACGCGAAGGUCGACAGCCGGCCACCAAGAAAACAAGGAUGAUUGACGGCAGCGCAUCUGCGUCCUCUCCUCCUCCGAGUGAUGCCAUCAUGGCCGAAGACGACGACUUUGUGCCACCUGUGGAAGACGAGCCAGCGCCUGCUGCACCCCCUGAGGUAGUCAUGAGUGACCCGGCGCCGUCCUCACCGGCUGCGAAGGCGGCGGAGCGAAGGACGCAGCUCAAGGCCGACCCCGAGGACGAGGAAGAUGACGACAUGAUGGAAGUUGCCCAUACAGGCGCCGUUACCGUCAGCAGCGUCAACCUUUCUGCGUCGCGGCAGAUCAAGAAGAUCACCAAGCCGGAGCCAUUACCAACCCCGGCCACAUCGUCACCAGCCAAAGGGCCGGAGCCGGCCGUCGACGCAUCAGCAUGGAAUGGCAUCAACGAGAAGCUCAAUGUCGUAAGCAGCUCGCAGCCAGAGGCGAGGACUAUGGGCAAGAUUGACUACAAGGAUGCCGUCGAGGAGGACGGCAGCCUAAACCUGUUCUGGACGGACUACACCGAGGUGAACGGCAGUUUGUGUCUCUUCGGCAAGGUUCUUAACAAGAAGACGGGCCAGUACGUGAGCUGCUUUGUCAAAAUCGACAACAUCCUCCGGAAGCUCUACUUCCUGCCGCGCAAGCACCGGGUGCAGCACGGCGCCGAGACGACGGAGCAGGUCGAGAUGAUGGAUGUCUACAACGAAGUGGACGCCCUCAUGACCAAGAUGAACGUCAACAUGCACAAGAUCAAAGCGUGCACGCGGAAAUACGCCUUCGAGCUCCCCGGGAUCCCCACCGAGGCCCAGUACCUGAAGCUGUUCUACCCCUACACGAAGCCCGCUCUCGAGCUGGGCACCACGGGCGAGACGUUCUCGCAUGUCUUCGGGACCAACACGGCCCUGUUUGAGCAGUUCGUGCUCUGGAAGCGGAUCAAGGGCCCGUGCUGGCUGAAGAUCGAGGACGCCGACUUUGGUGCGCUGAAGAACGCGUCGCACUGCCGGCUCGAGGUCCUGGUUGAGCACCCCAACAUGGUCACCACGCUGACUGACGGCGACAGCGUCGACGCGCCUCCGCUGACCCUCAUGAGCAUUGCCAUGCGCACCAUGUUCAACGCCAGAGACAACAAGCAGGAGAUCCUGGCCAUCAGCGCCAGGAUCUACGAGGACGUUUCGCUCAGCGACACAACGCCGGCCGACAAGCUGCCGUGCCGGACGUUUACGCUCGUCCGGCCGCAGGGCGCCGCGUUCCCUUUUGGCUUCGAGAAGAUGGCCAAGGAACGGAAGAAGGGCCUGGUCAAAGCGAUGAAGCAGGAGUCGGACAUCCUGUCUUUCUUCCUGGCGCAGCUGGAUCUCGUCGAUCCGGACGUCAUCCUCGGGCACCAGCUGGAAGGCGUCGACUACAGCAUCCUGCUGAACCGUCUGUACGAGAAGAAGACGCACCAGUGGUCCCGUCUUGGGAGGCUGAGGCGGACUGCGUGGCCGGCGUCCAUCGGCAAGGUUGGCGGGAAUGUCUUUGCAGAACGGCAGAUCAUGGCCGGGCGCCUCCUGUGCGAUCUCGCCAACGACGCCGGCAAGUCCGUCAUGUUCAAGUGCCAGUCAUGGAGCCUGACCGAGAUGUGCAGCCUGUACCUCUCUGCAGACGCCCACCGGCGGGACGUCGACAACGAGCUGGCGCUCAAGACCUGGGCCUCGUCGAAGGAGGGCCUGAUGGACUACCUGUCCCACGCCGAGACGGACACGUACUUCAUUGCCGCCCUGGCUCUCCGGACGCAGAUCCUCCCCCUCACCAAGGUCCUCACGAACGUUGCGGGCAACUCGUGGGCCAGGACGCUGACGGGCACGCGCGCCGAGCGCAACGAGUACAUUCUGCUGCACGAGUUCCAUCGCAAGAAGUACAUCUGCCCGGACAAGCAGCCCUUCCGGGGGCGGGGGCGCGUCGACGAGGACCACCAGGGCGAAGACGACGGCGAGGGCAAGAAGAAGGACAAAUACAAGGGCGGUCUUGUCUUCGAGCCCAAGAAGGGGCUCUACGACAAGUUCGUCCUAGUCAUGGACUUCAACUCGCUGUACCCGUCCAUUAUCCAGGAGUUCAACAUCUGCUUCACCACUGUGGAUCGGACGUUUUUGUCCGACGAUGAAGAUGCUGUGCCCCAAAUCCCCGCCGAGCAGGAACUGGCCAUCCUGCCGCGGAUCAUCAAGGAGCUGGUCGAGCGGCGGAAGUCGGUCAAGCAGAUGAUGAAGAGCAGCAACGCGACACCAGAGGAGCUCGCGACGUGGGACAUCAAGCAGCUGGCGUACAAGCUGACGGCCAACUCCAUGUACGGCUGUCUCGGGUACACCAAGUCGCGCUUCUACGCGAGACCGCUCGCGGUGCUCACCACCUUCAAGGGCCGCGAGAUUCUCCGCAGCACCAAGGAGCUCGCCGAGAGCAUGUCGCUGCAGGUCAUCUACGGCGACACCGACUCCGUCAUGAUCAAUGCGAACGUGGACAACGUGAAAGACGCUCUGGAGGUCGGCAGCGCGUUCAAGCACGAAGUCAACCGGCGGUACAAGCGGCUCGAGAUCGACAUCGACAAUGUCUUCCGCCGCAUCCUCCUCCAGGCCAAGAAGAAGUACGCGGCCAUCAACAUGGUCGAGGUGGACGGCAAGUGGGUCGAGAAGAUGGAGGUCAAGGGUCUGGACAUGAAGCGGCGCGAGUACUGCCCGCUGUCGAGGGAGAUCUCGCAGCGCAUCCUCAACGAGAUCCUCUCUGGCGACGAGGCCGAGGUGGCCGUCCAGCGCAUCCACGAGUACCUGCGCGACAUCUCGGCCAAGAUGCGCGCGCAGGUCAUCCCGGCGCAGAAGUACAUCAUCCUCACGCAGCUGGGCAAGAACCCCAAGGAAUAUCCCAACGCGGACAGCAUGCCGCAGGUCCAGGUCGCCCUCCGCGAGAUGGCGCGCGGCAAGACGAUGCGCAAGGGCGACGUCGUCUCGUACAUCAUCACUGGCGACAGCAAGACCACCUCCGAGCCGGCCGCCAAGCGCGCCUACACGCCGCAGGACGUGCUCAAGGCCGACUCCGGCCUGGUCCCGGACGUGGAGUGGUACAUCGGCAAGCAGGUCUUCCCGCCGGUCGAGCGGCUGUGCGCCAACAUCGUCGGCACGUCCACCGCCCAACUAGCCGACAACCUGGGCUUGGAUGUGCGCCGCUACGCCAACAACAACACCUCGUCCAACUCCAGCAACAGCCGCGACCUCGAGAUCCACCCGCUCGAGUCUCAGAUCCCGGACGCGGUCCGCUUCCAGGACUGCGCCCGCCUCACCCUCCGCUGCCGCGCCUGCAAGACCACCGCUCCUUUCGAAGGGCUGCUCGGUUCCAGUCCCACUGACCGCAUCACCCCGUCGGGCGUGGUCUGCCCCUCCUGCCAUGCCAUACUCCCGAACCUCUCCAUCGUGGCGCAGGUCGAGGCCGCCGUGCGCACCCAGACGGCGCGCUACUACGAGGGGUGGCUCGUGUGCGACGACCCGAGCUGCGGGAACCGCACGCGGCAGAUGAGCGUGUACGGCAGCCGGUGCCUGGGCCCGAAAGGGCUGGGCAGGGACUGCGCGGGCCGCAUGCGCUACGAGUUCGGGGAAAGGGAUAUCUACAACCAGCUGCUGUACUUUGCCAGCCUGUUCGAUGUGGAUAAGGCGAAGGCGCUGGCUGCUAGUGGUACUACUGGUAGUGGUGCGGGCAGUGGUGAAGGAGGUGUCCCUCCUGGGGAGAUUCUGGCGCUGGCUGAGCACAACAGGGCGAGGUUCGCCACCGUCAAGGGCGUCGUGGAUAAGUACUUGGAUAAGUGUGGCCGGCAGUGGGUGGCUAUGGAUACGCUGUUCUCGAAGCUGGGGUUCGUGGUUGCUUAGCGUUCUUUGUAAGAGGGAUUGGGUCUUGUGGUACGUCCGGUUUCCAGGUCACUGGUGUUUAGCUUGCUUGCCUGCUCUUUUGUGUGUCCUGUUUGGCUGGGACGGCAGGGCAGGGCAGGGCAGGGUUUGGGAAUGGUUUCGAAACUAAGGACAUAAUGAUUAUUUUCAUGCCUCUUUUCUAUUCCAAAGCCAUUCGAGUCGACUGUUGUUGAGCAUAACGUACUGCGUCCAUCGAGAGGGAGAGCUCGAGUCUAAGCUGUCUGCCGCAAGUGAAUGGCACCUGAGCAUUAGGAUAUCAUAGUAUAUCGUAGAAUAGCAUACUUGUUUCUAGUAAUAUUU
Messenger RNA from Chaetomium strumarium, 4951 nucleotides. RefSeq lists its product as uncharacterized. The transcript has 4 exons. Gene Ontology annotation, cellular component: alpha DNA polymerase:primase complex. The coding region runs from base 173 to 4612 and encodes 1479 amino acids. The record is from RefSeq and is a predicted model, not a curated record. NCBI's taxonomy places the organism in Eukaryota, Fungi, Ascomycota, Sordariomycetes, Sordariales, Chaetomiaceae. Gene Ontology annotation, biological process: DNA replication; lagging strand elongation; mitotic DNA replication initiation. Gene Ontology annotation, molecular function: single-stranded DNA binding; chromatin binding; DNA-directed DNA polymerase activity.